AUGUCUGAUAAAGAAGUUAAAACUGAUGAAAAUCAAGAAAAAGUACCACAAGAUGGAGACGUUAAACCAGCCGAAAAUGGGGAAGCAACUGAAGAUAAAGUCACCGAAAAACCGCCCAAGGAAAUGCGUGCAGUCGUGCUAACAAAUUUUGGUGGACUCAAAUCUGUCAAAAUUCUUAAAAAACCUGAACCUACUCUCGCAGCUGGCGAAGUUUUAAUUCAAGUUAAAGCAUGCGGUUUAAAUUUUCAAGAUCUUAUGGUACGAGUGGGAGCCAUUGAUGCACCCCCAAAAACUCCAUUUAUUUUGGGCUUGGAAUGUGCGGGGCAAAUAAUCGAAGUGGGAGAAAAUGUCGAAGGAUUUCAGGUUGGAGAUCGCGUGGUUGCUUUACCUGAAUAUCGUGCGUGGGCGGAAGUGGUAGCUGUACCGGCCAAAUACGUUUUCAAAAUUCCAAAUGAAAUGUCUUUUGCGGAUGCGGCAGCCAUAACGAUGAAUUACAUAGUAGCUUACAUAUUGGUUUUCGAAUUGGGAAAUAUAAAGCCGGGGAAAAAAGUUCUUUUGCAUUCGGCCGGAGGAGCCGUGGGUCAAUCGAUUGUGCAACUUUGUCGUACCAUUCAAGAUGUAAAACUUUUUGGUGUGGCUUCAAAAGGGAAACACGAAUCCCUUAAGGAUAGCAUCGAUCAUCUUUUGGAAAGAGGAACGGAUUAUGUCGCCGAAAUAAGAAAGGUGUCACCUGAUGGAGUCGAUGUCAUAUUCGAUUGUAAUUGCGGUGACGAAUGUAAUCGUGGAUACAAUUUAUUGAGACCCAUGGGAAAGUACAUACUCUUCGGUUCGUCCAACUACGUUACCGGAGAGACGAAGGGAUUGUUUAGCGCUGCCAAAUCGUGGUGGCAAGUAGGGAAAACGUCUCCGAUAAAAUUAUUUUACGAAAAUAAAAAUCUCGGAGGAUUGAACUUGCGUCAUCUUUUGUACCAGCAAGAUGGAGCGUCUUACGUUGCGGAAAUCGCUCAAAAAGUUUUCGAUUUGUGGAAGGAAAAUAAAAUUAAACCCGUCGUCGAUUCGACUUGGGCAUUGGAAGAUGUUUCGGAAGCCAUGCAAAAACUUCACGAUCGCAAAAACGUUGGUAAACUUCUUUUAGAUCCGGCAAUGGAGCCAAAGCCGAAACCUGCUACUCCUCUCAAAGGAAAAAAAGGAAAUUCUAUUGAAAAAGAAGAAAAAAAGAAAGAAGAUGAGGGAGUGAACGGAGUUGCCGAGCAGCAAUCUCAAGGGGAUGGAAAAGAAAACAACAGCAGUUGA
Messenger RNA from Pediculus humanus corporis (human body louse), 1293 nucleotides. Its product is annotated as quinone oxidoreductase, putative. Gene Ontology annotation, molecular function: oxidoreductase activity. Bases 1 to 1293 code for a protein of 430 amino acids. The record is from RefSeq and is a predicted model, not a curated record. Lineage: Eukaryota; Metazoa; Arthropoda; Insecta; Psocodea; Pediculidae. The transcript is spliced from 8 exons.